Molecule: messenger RNA, 415 nt
Organism: Pimephales promelas (fathead minnow)
Lineage: Eukaryota; Metazoa; Chordata; Actinopteri; Cypriniformes; Leuciscidae
Source: RefSeq, a predicted model, not a curated record
UGUGUAACUAUAUUCUCUGUUUUCAAAAUAGUGGAGAUGGAAGGGAGGAGAGGCAAGAUGAUCUUGAGAUGCAAAUUUAAAUGGGUUGUCCUCCAUAAAACAUAAAACUAAGACUCUCUAUCCCUAAAAGAAAGACCAACGCCUUUGAUCAACCAUGAAGAAGCUCUUCAAGUGCCUGUGGAUCUUACUGGGGUUUGUACUGGUUGUGGAAAGAGCAAAUGGACAAGAAGAGAAUGCAGCACUUUGGGGCGAAACUACUCAGUCAUCAGUGGAUUACGGCUAUCAUUCUGGAGUUGCGGUGGAUGGUUUGAUUGACACCUACACUCACACUUACUGGGAGACCAACCCGUGGUGGAGAGUGGAUCUACUGAAGGUAUACAGCGUGAACAGAGUGACCAUCACUAACAGAUACAAC